Cynoglossus semilaevis (tongue sole) is the source of this 2367-nucleotide messenger RNA. RefSeq names its product neuropeptides B/W receptor 2b (gene npbwr2b). NCBI's taxonomy places the organism in Eukaryota, Metazoa, Chordata, Actinopteri, Pleuronectiformes, Cynoglossidae. Gene Ontology annotation, cellular component: neuron projection; plasma membrane. The record is from RefSeq and is a predicted model, not a curated record. Gene Ontology annotation, molecular function: neuropeptide receptor activity; neuropeptide binding. Gene Ontology annotation, biological process: neuropeptide signaling pathway. The transcript has a single exon. Bases 404 to 1411 code for a protein of 335 amino acids.
CCUUUGACUAAGGAGUGUCGAGGUGGAGAAAGACGGAUUCAAUGUUUGUUUUUGUUUUUUUAUUUCUUUAGGCAGAACUUCGAACACGAUAAUGACCCUGAAUUCUGCAGGUGACAUUUUUUAAAACCAAAGACUGAAGGAAGUCUUUCCACAGGGUCUCUGUGUCAUUAUUGUUGUUGUUGUUGUUGUUGUUGUUGUUGUUGUUGUUGUUGUCCAUCCUGACCAUUGCAUUGAUCUAACGUCACGUGCUGAGCCCUGUCCAAACCAGUCAGUCAGUGCUACGUACAGAUGAUAUGGACAUGCAGGUCAAUACUGAUCAUCAGACUCUGAUCAUUUAAUCUUUGCACCAAAGUGGUUCGUAGACUGUUAGUCUGACAACUUGUGUCCACUUUUGAAUUCCGAUAUGGAAAACAUGUCCGUCCCCGGUGCACCGCCGGUCUGUAACCACUCUGUGGACUUCUACUCCCUGACAUCUGGGAACAGCACGGACCUGAACUGCACUCCUCCGCCCGAGUUUUACUUCUACGCCGAUCUCUACGUCAUUUUGCCGAUCAUCUACUCUGUGAUCUGUGCCGUGGGACUGACGGGCAACACGGCUGUGAUCUACGUGAUCCUCAAGGCCCCCAAGAUGAAAACAGUCACCAACAUGUUCAUCCUCAACUUGGCCAUCGCCGACGACCUCUUCACCCUGGUUCUUCCCAUCAACAUAGCCGAACACCUCCUGCACUACUGGCCGUUUGGUGAGAUUCUGUGUAAGGUCAUUCUCAGCAUUGACCACUACAACAUCUUCUCCAGCAUCUACUUUUUGACAGUCAUGAGCAUCGACCGUUACCUGGUGGUCUUGGCCACGGUGAGCUCCAAGCGCAUGCCUUACCGCACCUACCGAGCGGCCAAAAUCAUCUCCUUGUGCGUGUGGAUCCUGGUCAUACUCAUCGUCAUGCCUUUCACUGUUUUCGCCGGCGUCGACCCAAACGACGAGAGGAAGAGCUGCGUGCUCAUAUUCCCCAGCCCUGAGGGUUCAUGGUUCAAAGCCAGCCGGAUCUACACGCUAAUCCUGGGCUUCGCCAUCCCAGUCUCCACCAUCUGUAUCCUCUACACCAUGAUGCUGUACAAGCUGAGGAACAUGAGGCUCAACAGCAACGCCAAGGCCCUGGACAAGGCCAAGAAGAAAGUCACCGUCAUGGUGUUCAUAGUGUUGGCCGUCUGCCUGUUCUGUUGGACCCCGUUCCACCUCAGCACCAUCGUGGCUCUGACCACAGACCUGAGAAGCACGCCCCUGGUGAUUGGCAUCUCCUACUUCAUAACUAGCCUGAGCUACGCUAACUCCUGCCUCAACCCUUUCCUCUACGCUUUUCUGGAUGACAGCUUCAGAAAAGCCUUUAAGAAGAUGUUGGAGUGCCGACCCACCUGAGGCUCUGAGGCGAUGAAUAAUGAAAGACUGUCGUUCAGAUUGAACAUCUCUCUGUGUGUGUACAGCAGACCCUACAGUUUGAAUUAGAACAAGCUGCACCAGGCAAACUGCACAUGGAAGCAACAGGUUCUCACAAUAAAUGAUAACUAGGGAUGUCCGAUAUUAUUUAUUUAUGCCGAUAUCUGUUAUGCCGAUAUUGUCGAAACACUUAAUUUCGAUACCAAUAAAGACCUGGUAAUAUUUAUUUAUUUGUCUGUACAAACCACUGUAUGGGUAUGAGAUUAAUUAUAUGAGCUGCAUUGCUGCCAUCUAGUGACUUUCACUUUUAUAUACAGGAAAACUGAUACCGAUUCUUACAGAUAUUACAUAAUAUGCUAACAUCGGACAUCCCUAAUGAUAACACAAUACAAUAUUUUCAAAGAUAAACUAAAGGGAUGUGAGACUAUAGCAACAUCUUAGCACUGCACCACUGUAGCUCCAGGGGUUUUUAACGCCAUCAAUCUCUCAGUAACUGCAAAACAGAAGAAACCAAAUUGAGAAAAAGAAAAAUCAACUUGUGUUAAUGCUUGCUUCUAAUUUUGCCGAGUGCGACUUGUGGAGGAUGGAGGUGAAGGAGUUGUGUUGAGUCCAAAGAACGAAGAAGGAGACAGAGCACUUGACAUUUACACGACGUACAGCUCAAAUGACACGAGACUUUUGCAUGUUAUCAAUCAACAUAUUCAACAGACGCACUGUUUGUUUGUUUUUGUAUGCAAAACAAUAUGUUUCUAUUGAGCAUGUCAUGGGAGAAAAUCUGAAAAUCUGUGGAGCUUUUCAAGGUCUUAUUUACGUUUGAAUAAAAUGACAAAUAAUAUAUUUGCAACAGACAUGAACUAAUCCAUAACAAUGUCUCGAGUUUGGUAUAUUGUGAUUGGAAACAACAUAAUAGGAAGUUCAUUAUUUGUAAACCACGUUCA